Capronia epimyces CBS 606.96 is the source of this 1170-nucleotide messenger RNA. RefSeq lists its product as uncharacterized. The coding region runs from base 1 to 1170 and encodes 389 amino acids. Lineage: Eukaryota; Fungi; Ascomycota; Eurotiomycetes; Chaetothyriales; Herpotrichiellaceae. The transcript has a single exon. The record is from RefSeq and is a predicted model, not a curated record.
AUGGCCAAUGAUGGCGAAGAACAUCAGGGAAAAGUUGAAGAGCACAGUAGACGGGACUCUUGGCUCCACCAUAAUCGAUCCCCACUGAUACCGCUGCCGCUGAGAACCAGGCGCCGGCUCGAGACAGAGGACUCCGUGGGCCCGGUCACAGGAAGAGUGAAAGCGGCAUGUCCGAAUCAUUCAAUUCAGUCAGGGUCUGGAACCGAGGAUCAAUCUGUUUCGACAGCAUGUGGGAACAGGCGCAGCCCAUCUGAGUUACCUCCGGUUCGACACGAUAGCUGGACCAAGCUGGUCUGGGAGCAAUUGCCGAACUCGAAGGCGGCCUCGUGGUCCUCCAUCUCUUGUCCAAGUGAGGUCGAGAACGAGAGGGCGAAGCGAGCGCCCAUUUCCCGUCCCAAUGUGAAAGCUCUUGGGGAGAGAGAGCGAGUCGAAUACGAUCAGCGUGGACCAGUGCAACCCUUUUCCGCACGUCUCUCAAGGUCUGAGGCUGAGCCAGGGCAUAAUGGUGUGGAGGAUGGUCAUACACUGGAAUUGGACGUUAGAGAUGGACACGAACCCGGAGUCUCUAGCCCCUUGGUCCCACACGACGUGGAAGGCAGGGAGGAUCCGGGUCAACAGCUGCGACUCGUGACUGAGAUCGACGAGAUCCUGGACAUGUACUUCCAACAAGGCGACCAUGGGUCCACACAGAUGCCGAAGAAUGAGCACGGGCGUGAGGGUGAGGGUGAACUUGAACGAGACCGGCCAGGCUGCUGCCGAACGCAGCACGGCGACUCUAUCACCCAGCCUCGCUCUCACUCUCACUCUCACUCUCGGUGCGCUGCGGAGAAGAAGCCUAGUGUCAGCUUUGGCGCCGCUUCCGACCCAAGCGUACGCGGGACCCUGGGUGUCGAGGGGCCCAAACUCCAUCCUCGUCUCCAUGACCCUGACCACUACCACGACCACGACCACGACCCUGAUAUUCCUCCCUCCAGUCGUGCGUCGGUGCACCGGGACGCCACGGCAACAACAACAACGACAGGCUCCUCCGAGACUCAGACUCGAUGUGGCGCGAAUGCGAAUAAUCUCUCCCGUGCGCUCUCGGCCUCCCUCUCCGUCUCGAUCGCCACCCAGCUGCCGUUCAUCGUCCCUGUGACGGUGCUGGAUGCGAACGGGCAGAGCUGGAUAUAG